AUGGGAAAUGAACAAUCUGCAGGAAAUGCUACCAGUACAUCAGUAUCUCCUAAAACACCAGUCUAUCAUCCGAAUAUUACGGUAGUUAAUUCUGGUCCGAUUGCUGGAAGUGGUUCUGGUACAACAGCAUCGAAUACAUCUAUAUCAGACGAUACUGAUUUAAAUAAAUUAGCAGCUAUUCCAAAAUUUUUACCAAUUCUUCGAUCUUCAAUUAAUCAACAGAAUGAUCCAGUACAAAUUCCACAUCUUGAAAAUCGAUCGCUUUUACAACUAUCUAUGCGUUUACAAACUCAUUUUCGUUCUUGUGCUGAAGUUAUUCAAACUGAACAAAUACAAUUGAUAAGUCGAAUGAAAGAAGUUGAUACACGUUCAAAUGCUGUUCAACAACGUAUGAUUGAUAAACAAAAACGUUUUACUAAUUAUUGUGAACAUUCAAAAAAACUGCGUGAUGUGGCUACAUCAUUAAAACGACUUGAUCAAUCAUUAACUACUUUAGCCGAACGAAUGCGUGUAAUUAAUUUAUGUUUACCAUCUGAUGAUCAAUUACCAUCACUAUCUUUUCGCAAUCAAUCAUCUACUCCUUCUUCUUGA
Molecule: messenger RNA, 591 nt
Organism: Adineta steineri
Lineage: Eukaryota; Metazoa; Rotifera; Eurotatoria; Adinetida; Adinetidae
Source: the annotation of a GenBank genome assembly